This is a messenger RNA of Epithele typhae, 1155 nucleotides long. RefSeq lists its product as uncharacterized. NCBI's taxonomy places the organism in Eukaryota, Fungi, Basidiomycota, Agaricomycetes, Polyporales, Epitheliaceae. The transcript has 11 exons. The record is from RefSeq and is a predicted model, not a curated record. Bases 1 to 1155 code for a protein of 384 amino acids.
AUGAACCACAGCGUACACGAGGAAGCGGAAGGUAUGUUUGCGAUGCGCGAAGAGACGAUCGCUCUUACCCUCAAGGAGAAGCUCCUCUUUGAGCAGGGAGACCAAGGUGUUUCGUUCGGAGGCACGCGCGACGUGCCUGAGUUUGUCAACAUCUCCAAGGACGACACGCACGCCUGGCCGGCCGUCGCGCGUCGCACGUACCCCUCCGCCGUCAACGCGCGAAUGGAUUCCACCAUCACGCCCUCGGGCCCCCUCGCGUCUCUCCACAAGGUCGAGGAGUUCAGAGCGCCGCCGUAUCCCGGGCCGCAGGAGACGACGUUCCUGACGGCGCCCACGGACUUUGGGUCCCUGGUGUUCCCGCCAAGGUCUGACCAAUGGUUCUGCGUCAAGCCCCUGCCCGGACACGCGACCUGCAACAUUGGCGACGCGCUCAACAUCGUCUCCGGCGGCAUCCUACGCUCCAACAUCCAUCGCGUCGUCAAGCCCAGUACGAACGGCACUCGGUCGUGUUCUUCACCCCCGAACGACUUCGUCGAGCUGCGGGUUCUGUCCGGGCAGAGCGAGCGCAUCGCUGCGGCGGUCGCCUACGCGCCCCCGGGGAAGUACGCCCCUGGCGUGACGGCGAUGGAGUGGCUGGCGAGGAGGGUCAAAUCGCAGCGGGUGACAAACUGCAAGCUCAAACUCAGUGGACUGUGGCCCCAGAUGCACCCGCUCUUUCGCGCGCCCCCUGAGCAAAACUACGCGCGCCCUGUUCCCAGCCACGCGAUCGGAGAUGCGCUGACAAUCCUCAGCGGUGGCUUUCUCAGGUCCAACCUCCACCGCAUCGUACCUCCUGGAGAACAGCUGACGCUCGUCCAGAUGGCUACGCUCGCAGAUCAAAGCGCGAUCAUCAGUGAUACGGUUGCUCACGCUACACCGAACCUGCGCGAGAUCUUCGACCUCGCAUGGACCUCUCACGAGUGGCUCACGCGCUGGAUGAAGGACAUGCCCAUCAACAACCAGAAGGUGAUGCAGGGCACGGACGGGGUUGUUUGGAAUGCUAGCCCGGGUGGUACCGAGCAUGAGCGCAUCGGUCGCUUGAGUAUCUUGCAUCAUGGUGUAGCACAGUGUAGCACUCAGUCGUCGUCGUCUCAUGUCAUCAUCUUUCAGCUGUGA